Stylophora pistillata is the source of this 3885-nucleotide messenger RNA. RefSeq lists its product as uncharacterized. The record is from RefSeq and is a predicted model, not a curated record. NCBI's taxonomy places the organism in Eukaryota, Metazoa, Cnidaria, Anthozoa, Scleractinia, Pocilloporidae.
UUGACGAACUACGCUAUUAAGGAGAACUGCUACCCCAGUGAUGCCACAUAUGAUUCGAUGAUGCGAUCAUAGUGGUGAUUCCAAAAUCAGCUGCAGAAUUUUAUGCCGUGACUCUUCACUUGGAGCCAAAAAGGCGACGUCGGUCGUCCUGAAAAGAAAACGGACCUGGAGGUAUACUGACUGUGAUCAAAACAAUGAGAUCGAAUUCUUAAGAUAAAUCUUUCGAUUUUCUCAGCCCCAUGGUGAGUAUUUUUAUUGUCAUUCAAAACAAGACAACAGCUCGUGGAAAACGCCACUAAUUUGUGAUCUCAGGCGGUAGAAGAGUUCAUCUGAAAGCGAAAUGUGCUACGACAGAAGAUCUAAUAUAAAUCGAAAUCGCUAACCUCACUCAGCCAUUUGCUGAGUCGUAUAACGUAAGACGAACAUGGCGUCAAACCUUCUUUGGUUCCUGUUAAGCACAAUGUUCAUUCUCGCGAGAUCUAGGACACUAUGUCCGAGGAUUUUUUUUCAAAAUUUGAACGAAGCAGAUAUGCCGUACAAGUUCAUUGAAGGUAUCUUCGUUAAGGAGAACUACAACCACAACAAUUUCCCUGUAUAUCGGCGAGAAAACGAAAGCCUGUUAUUUUACCGGCACUUUUACGAUGAUGGGAGCAAUUAUUUGUCUUUUGGAGCCAGAGUUGGAGAUCAUUCUGGUGUGGCGGCCGAACUUCAUGGAGAUCCUUUAUCGUGGCUGACUUCCGGGGUCUUAGAUAAAGGGGACGUUUUCAGCGGACUUAUUUACAAGUGGCUACAUUACGACGUGAGAAGAAAGUACUGGGUCUCAACUACCUUUUCGUCUCUAGAGAUCACAACCGUUUGCGUGGAUGAAGAUUUUAGAGAAUGCAAUUCAGACAGACUUUACUUGAACAAGACCUUCUAUGACGGAAAAGGGAACAUUUUGAUCGAUAGGACAAAACAUUAUUUCUAUCGGAUGCAAGGUCUUUUUCGGAAUCUGCGUCCUGUGUACAAACACACAGCUCAGGCGAUGUAUUUGCAGUAUGUCGAUAGUCACUGGGUGGUGACUGGAUCGUAUUCUCCGAGUGGUUCUAACGAUCGGGCUUACUUUAGAGUGAAGGAUUUGGCGCUAAGACCUGAGUACGUUACCAGUACUUGGAGUGUGCAUUACGUGAAUGGAUGGCAUGAUGAACCCAGCCUCAGGUUACUAUGCAGGGGCGUGACUGCGAUGUCAAACACUUGUCGAUCAAAGCCUUGCGAUAGCAAAGCCACCUGCGCUUACACAUCCGGGAACGAAACCCUUUGUCUCUGUACAUCCGGGCAUACGGGUUUGAGAUGUUCCUUGAAGAAGCAGUGCCCUACUCCACAUCCCAAAUUGGACACAGAACUCAGUUUCGAUUUCUUGGUGAAUCGACCAGGAGACCUUGGUGUAUCAUUCUGCCGUGAAUCCUAUCCGUAUUUCAGGUAUUACGUAUGUGUGGACACCAGUUACAGUACUUUAUGGAGUGGACAAGGCUUGGCGUGUGAUAAAAACUACAAUUUGUUUGCGACUGGUGAAUUCCCUUUAACUCAAGCUACACCUCAAUUAACACCAACCAAAUUUGACCACAACAAAAAUUUUAGCUUGUGGUUCGCUCCCAUAACAGUGUUUUUAGCCGGUCCGGCAAUUGUCUUCUAUUUUUACUUUCGCUGCAAGGUACUGUGUAGGAAAGUAGACGGAGAUGGGAAUGAGACUGGCGGAAGAUCAUUGAAGGCUAUGUGGAGAUUCUAUUCAGCUUCCCUGUUUUUCUCAUUUUAUUUUUGUCUCAUUUUCUUGGCUGGAUGUGAAAUGACUAACUGCGCCUCACACAGUACACUCUUUUACGAUUGGAGAAUCAUGGCGAUGGUGAUGCUUGGUGUCUCUGCUGUGUUUGUAUCUAUAGAGGGCUACUAUUGCGAUGAACUGAAGUACCUAAAUAACAUCAUAGAGGAUGAGACAGCUUGGGGGUACUUGGAGAGAAUGCGGACAAUCCCGCCCAAGAUCAACAUGAGCGUGGAAUGUUACAAUUUGGUGCCAGUACCUGGAAUUGCGUAUUAUCUUGAUUUCAUGUAUGUAGAGACUACCUUGGAGAGAGGUUUGACAUUUGUGGACCACGACCAGUUUGCGUACGAUUGGUGGGUUGAUGUUUCCAAGAGAGAGAUGCCGAUCCUGAAAAACAGAGUUGUCCUUGUUUGUUUCGAGAUUGAUUCAAGCAUCGUUUUCGGCGACCAGGAAACUGUAGAUGACCUUAAGAGACAAGAGACAGAAAUGGUUGACAGAAAUCAGCAUCGGGCUGAUUACACUGAUUACUCCUGGAGUGAAGAAAUUCCCGAUCUGGAGAAACAUGUAUCUGCUUUCGUGGACUUAAAUGUGAGACCAUUUUGGAUGAGUCCCCUGUUCUUCUGGAUCGCCACGUUACUUCAGAUGUCGUGGCCUUAUCGAUGGAUUCUCAGAGCUAAGACAGCUAAGAUCCAUUACACUCUGAUGAAGGAGAUAUACGCGGGUUCGACACUGCAAAGGGAGGAAGAUUCCAUGAAUUUAGUAGCAGCUCUGACGGGCACAGGAUCGUUUGGCCUGAGUGAGGACGAUCGAGAGAGCACAGGCUACCCAAUGUUGGAGAUGAACGACCUGGGCACAGGUAACCGUACUGAUGAAAAUGAUGCCUCAUCCCCAGAUUUUAUUAAAAAAAUCGGACAUGGUGGUCGCUUUCAAAUAGUCAGCGAACCCCAGAAUCCACUGCCGACAGAUGUUCCUCAGUCUUCCGAGGUAGACACCGACCAAGCCCUAGACAACGGAACAAUAUAUCCUGAGUGUUCAUCGACUCCUCUCCCUGCCGAAGCCCCCCCCCGCCCCCCUAAGUGCAGGUUUUAGCACCAGCUCUUGUAGCGUGAGAUCUGCACCAGUAGUGUAGCCUUGGUAUACGACGAGUCAUGAGCCUUGCGUAUUUCAGCUAGUGCAGAUCUAUAUACCACCAGUAACUGCAGAACUUUUUUUUCUCUUAAACUACUCUGCGUUUUUCAUGGCAAUUUUCCUUAUCACAGAGCGAUUUCGUCAUAUGUAUAAUUAAUUGAGAAAUUUGAUGUAAUUUAUUUUUAAGAAACAGGGCCCCUAUGGAUACCAGCCUUGAGCUGAAUGGGCUACCCUGUGUAAAUAAAGUUUCACUUACUUACUGAUGAAAAUAGUAGUUGCGUGACAAUGUCUGCGUGACUUUGCGCGUGUCCAAAAGGUUUCUUCAAAAUUAACAAACUUUCAUUACCUUUUUUUCUAAUUCUGACCUCGAAAAGAAUUGUCAUUCAGUUGCUUAUAAUCCUCAAAAGGAGUUGGUCAAACUUUUCAAAACAAAUUAUUGCUCUUUCAUCAGGGAAAGGGAAAAUAUUAAUCAAUAGCACCUUCUAAGAAUUAAUUAGAAUUAAAUCAGAUGAAUCACUCUUGAAGUUACAUCUUUAUCGGGAAGACAAACAAGCUUUAUUAGAGAACGCAGCAACAACUCAACUUUUGAUAUAUAUACAUUUAUCAAAUCCUAACCAGUCAUUUCCAUAGAACUUUGAGAAGUGUUUUUAAAACAAAUUCUGACAAAAUUAAUUUUUUUAGACUUCCUUGCAUGUUUGGUAAUCAAAAUACAUAAACAAAAGUAACUUCAAAAUACUGGAAAUGUCUUAGGAGCCAGGUGAACUCUCAGUACCACGGUUGUUACUACAGUAAAAAUUGACCAUGACAGAGAGGACUGAUUUAAUGUGUAAAGUUAUAUGCAGCAGUAAAGAUUUUUUAGACACAAAGCUCUUAGGAACAUUAAAAUUAUACAGAAAUCACUGAUUUUUCUUUAUUUCAAAAUGUGACAUAAGUUACAAUAAAAUCCUAGAAAGUUAAAACUA